CAGGUGCUGCCCUCGGUGCCCGGAGGAGCCCUGCUGCAGGUGCUGCCCUCGGUGCCCGGAGGAGCCGGUGCUGCAGGUGCUGCCCUCGGUGCCCGGAGGAGCCGGUGCUGCAGGUGCUGCCUGCGCCAUGGAGCGACCGUCGGACCCACUGCGCGGGGCGCUGCGGUUCAGCUUCUCCCCUGCCAGCCGGACCAGCCUGCUCCUGCUCCGGCUUGACGCCGCCGCGCUGCGGGCGCUGCAGGGAGGCCGACGGGGACAGGUCCGGCCUGUGAUCGCCUUCCAGGGCCCCCGAGGGUACCUGAGGCUCGCAGGCCCUGGCUGGUCCUGCCUGUUCUCCUUCGUAGUGUCCCAGUGUGGCCAGGAUGGUGCUGGCGGUGAGUUGGACCUCGUGUGCCAACGCGUAGACAGAUCCGGUGCUCAACGCCUUCACUGCCUCGGCCCACUCAGGGAGCGCCUCACUAUUUGGGCAGCCACGGAUUCCAUCCCAGCCCCAUCCUCAGCCCAGGGACACUACGUGACUGAAGAAGGCGGGGAUCCCCAAGCUUGGCGGAACACGGGAGAUGAUUCUGAAAGAGAUGUGCUGUUGUCACAGCCACAGACAGCACUGGAAGAGGUGUCAGAUCCACUGGCCAGCAACCAAGGACAGCUACUCCCAGGAUCUUUGAGGGAGCAGCCCGCAGAGUGGGAAGUGAGGAAGCAGAACCAUCUUCCAAACAAAGAGCCUGAUCAGGUGCUGCCUUCCUCUGCUGGCCAGAAGCGUCUGGAGAAGAAACGUCUGGCACCAGAAGACACUGAAAAACUAGAAGAGAAGAGACUCAGAAUUCUGUCUCCAGCUCCAAGCCCCCCGCAAGGGCUGUCCAGUCAGGACUUACAGGAAGACUGGGAACAAGAAGAUAAAGAUGAAAGUAUAGGCCCCAGGCUGGAGCACAGUCCCUCAGCGCAAGCAGACUCUGAAUCCCCAAACCCCGAAGAGGUGCCAGAUUACCUCCUGCAAUACAAGACGAUCCACAGUACCGAGCAGCAGCGGGCCUACGAACAAGACUUCGAGGCAGAUUAUGCUGAGUACCGCAUCCUCCAUGCCCGGGUUGGGGCUGCCAGCCAAAGGUUCAUUGAGCUGGGAGCAGAGAUCAAGAGAGCUCAACCAGGAACUCCAGAACACAAGGUGCUGGAAGAUAAAAUAGUCCAGGAGUAUAAAAAGUUCAGAAAGCGAUACCCAGGUUACAAGGAAGAAAAGCAUCGCUGUGAAUACCUGCAUCAGAAAUUGUCCCACAUAAAAAGUCUUAUCCUGGAGUCUGAGGGAAAGAACUGGGGCAGCUGAGGCUGUCAAGGCCUCUUGAACCUCUGUUUGGUGAGAUAGGAACCACGAAGCUAUAAAACUAGAGUGCAACUAUCUGCUGUUCUUAGGCGGGGAGUUCAGAGGCAAGUAGAAAGCUGCUCUAGGUUCUUGAGGUGUGAUAUUCUUGCUGUUUUUUUUAGUGUGGGCACAGUGCCAAGGCUCCUCAGAUGUGUCCAGAUGAGGGAUUGUAGCAGACUUGGUUGUUUCACCAUUAGUUCAGCCAAAUCAUUUUAAAUCCUGGGAAAUGACAUUAUUUCCAGGUUAAGAUACCUUGAGGGUAUCAAUGAACUAAGUGAAUUUAGCUUAGUAUCUUGGGGGAGGGGAUUUUUAUUAAAUCAAAAGGAACUUGUAGCCGGGUGUGGUGGUGCAUGCCUGUAACCCCAACACUUGGGAGGCUGAGGCAGGAGGAUCACUGAGUUGGAGGCCAGCCUGGACUACUUAGUGGGUUUAAGGCUAGCCUGCACUACAAAGUGAGACGGUGUCUCAAAAAGAUAAAAAACCAAGAAACAAAACCUUAUAGCAUACCUGUAUACAAUGGGAAAGGGCUCAGGUGGUUACCCAUGUACUGUACUAAAGGUAGAUUCUUUUACGAACAUAGCAAAGUAAAACUGCUUUUGUGUCUUUUGUACAAGUUUAUUUUCCUUAAAUCCUCUAAGGCAUUGGUUCUUAACCCUGGCAGCUGUACAUGUGAACUAUUCCUGGAGCUCUAGAAAAAAUAUCUCCAGCCUGGAUGUUAUGAAUUAGUCUUUAAAAUUAUGGCAUACACCUUUUGUUCUUUUGCAUAGUAGUGAGGACAGGAUGCCACAUGGAGGCCAGGCAAGCAGUAUGACACAGCCCCAACCGUUUUUUGUCUUUUUUUCGGUACCGGGGAUCGAACUCACGACUGCCUGCUUGCAAGGCAGGCACUUAUGCCGCUGAGCUAAAUCCCCAGCCUCCACUUUUGUUUUUUUGAGAUGUUCUCAGUCUGCAGUCCAAGCUGGCCUUGAAUUUGCAAUCCUCCUGCCCCAGUGCCACCAUGCCUGGUUUACCUUAAUUUUUUUAAACCGUUACUCAUAAUCCUUAUGGGAUUUGCUUUUUAAUGUAAUAUUGUGGAUUUUACCCAGGGCUUUUGUACUGAGCUACAUCUACUUUUUUUUUUUUUAAACUUUUUAUCGGUACCAGGGAUCAAACUCACAACCGCCUGCUUGCAAGGCAGGCGCUUAUGCCGCUGAGCUAAAUCCCCAGCCCCGAAACUUGCAACCUUUUCACCUCAGCCUCCCAGGCUGUGGGGGUUACAUGGGUGUUCCAUGAUGCCUGGCUCCAGUCCACCUUAUAAUUGAUGACUAGUGAUCACAGUAGGAAGAAAGUUCUUUCUGACCCUAAGAGUUUAUAAUUACUUAAAAUUAGGGCCAUCUGGAAUUAUCCACUGGCUGAAAACUAUGGACAGGACCUGGAUUUAACUAUGAACAGGAAAUGGCUUAGUACAUUUUGAUAAAAGGAGAUUCCAGUCUUGUCUUUGUUCACUGUUGGAAAAAGAAAGAUACUUUAGGAGAGGGAAUGGAUCACACCCUGGGCUCUGGGAGAGGGUUGCACCCAACAGGUCAGCAAUUCCUCAAACAACUUGGAUGGAACCCCAAACUGAUGCCACACCUGUGUGAAUAUUUCUGGGCAAAGCAGUACUUUAGAGGUGUAAAUAUGCAGAGCGCCUAGCUGUACAGCAAGGGUAAGCAGGCCAGAAACAGCCCCGAAGGCCAGGCCUUCAUCUCUUUAACCACUAGCCUAGAAGCCUGGGCAGUACGUGUGCUAAAGGAUAUAAAGGGAUGAGAAAUUCAAAAGGAUUGAGAGAUAAUUACAAGUAUGGAGUGUUAGGGUACUCUAUACCUGUAGCUAUAAAACAGUAUGGUAGCUGUUAUGUGGUCUUUUGGAUAGUACUGGGGUCAUCCCCAGGGCCUUUGCACAAACUACUGUCCCAGCCACCCCACGUCACACAGUUUUCAGGGUCUUUCUGCCUCAGCCUCCCAAGAGUGCUGGAUCAGGUGGCUUUUAAAAUGCAAAUUAAAAGGCAGUUCCUAGCCAUAUUUUAUUGUUUUGGGGUUUUUUUUUGAGACAAGGUCUUAUGUAGUGAAUGACCUCAUUCAGUACUCAUCCUGCCUCUCAGCCUCCUGAGUGCUAAGAUUAUAGGCAUGCACUGCCACACUUGGAUUUCUAGCCAUAUUUUAGAUGCUCCACAGCUCCUUAUAGAUGCAUUACAUGUAUUACUGACAUUUCCAUCACUGCAGCUACUGGUGACAGUCUAGAGACUGUGGUUUUUGUAUUCCAUGGAAAAGACAGUUUAAAGGGGGCUCAUUUAUUGUCACUGUUCCAAAUGUACAAAAAAAAAAAAUUAGAAAAUAACCCCCCAGCUCAAUUCCCCCCACCCCCACAACACAAAUAAUUUUCCCAAAACCACAAACAUAAA
Messenger RNA from Cavia porcellus (domestic guinea pig), 3773 nucleotides. RefSeq names its product elongation factor for RNA polymerase II 3 (gene Ell3). The transcript is spliced from 11 exons. The record is from RefSeq and is a predicted model, not a curated record. Gene Ontology annotation, cellular component: transcription elongation factor complex. NCBI's taxonomy places the organism in Eukaryota, Metazoa, Chordata, Mammalia, Rodentia, Caviidae. The coding region runs from base 128 to 1318 and encodes 396 amino acids. Gene Ontology annotation, molecular function: cis-regulatory region sequence-specific DNA binding. Gene Ontology annotation, biological process: transcription elongation by RNA polymerase II; snRNA transcription by RNA polymerase II; positive regulation of transcription elongation by RNA polymerase II.